UGAUAUAUACCUGGGAACGCCUUUCUCCUGAGAUGGAAUCCAUCAAUGAGAAAGCCACUCCAUCAGAAGGCAGAUACCAAGCCCUGCCACUCCAAGUUCCCGUGGAGCUGAGAAAAGGCUGGAGAAAGAAGCAACGCCAUCUCUUCUUGUUCAAUGAUGUUUUGAUCGUGUCUAACAAUGUGCAUAAGAAGAAGUUUAAGGUAAAAUACGUCAUCCCACUGAGUUACCUGUGGAUAGGUGACUAUGUGGACUUAGCGGGGACAGACAGCACUGCUGGCAGCAAGUCCAUUGUCCUGUUCUGGCCCAUGAAAAAUUUUGUGGCCACCUUUCGUUCCCGUGAGCAGAAAGAACAGUGGCACUUUUACAUCCAAAGAUACAUUAAUGAAGCCAAGGAGAUUGCUGAGAGAAAGAAUAUUGCACUGCAGAUAAACACCAAGGACAUCCCAUACUCAACCAGUGCAUGUGCAUAAACAUAUGCUGCUGUCUUUACCUGAUCCAGAGGAAGAUCCCCACUUGUCCCCAACAGGGUAAAUAAAAUUUCCUUUGUG
Molecule: messenger RNA, 548 nt
Organism: Phodopus roborovskii (desert hamster)
Lineage: Eukaryota; Metazoa; Chordata; Mammalia; Rodentia; Cricetidae
Product: rho GTPase-activating protein 20
Exons: 5
Coding region: 33-470 (145 amino acids)
Molecular function (GO): GTPase activator activity
Source: RefSeq, a predicted model, not a curated record